AUGUCCACUGCUGAAAUUGCCCAACUUUUAGAAAACACAAUUUUAAAUCCAGAUGGUAAUGUCCGUCUUCAAAGUGAAACUCAAUUAAAGACUUUAUCAAAUGAGAAUUUCUUGCAAUAUGCAGGACUGUUGUCUCAAGUGUUAAUUGAAAAGUCAUAUAAGAUGGAAGCACGUAUUUUAGCUGCUUUAUCUUUAAAGAAUGAAUUAAUUGCCAAAGAUUCUGUUAGGUCUAAACAGUUUGCACAACGUUGGAUUACACAAAUUGACACCAACUCUAAACAACUUAUUAAAAAUAAUGCACUACAAGCUUUAGUAUCUUCCGAGGACCGUGUAGCAAAUGCUGCUGCUCAAUUGAUUGCUGCUAUUGCAGACAUCGAAUUACCAAUUGGUGAUUGGCCAGAGUUGAUGAAAAUUAUGGUUGAUAAUACCAACCCAAGUCAACCAGAAAAUGUCAAAAGAGCCUCCCUAUUAUCAUUAGGCUAUAUUUGUGAAAGUGCAGAUCCUCAAUCUCAAGCUCUAAUAUCAGAGUCCAACAAUAUAUUAAUUGCGAUUGUGCAAGGUGCUCAAUCAUCCGAACCGUCUAAAGCAGUCAGAUUAGCUGCUUUAAAUGCUUUAGCAGAUUCUUUAAUAUUUAUUAAAAAUAACAUGGAACGUGAAGGGGAAAGGAAUUAUUUAAUGCAAGUUGUUUGCGAAGCCACCCAGACAAAUGAGAGUGAAAUCCAAGCUGCAGCUUUUGGUUGUCUUUGUAGAAUUAUGUCCUUAUACUAUUCUUUCAUGAAACCAUAUAUGGAACAAGCUUUGUAUGCAUUGACUAUAUCUACUAUGGAGUCAGCAGAUGAUAAGGUUGCUUCAAUGACAGUUGAAUUCUGGUCUACUAUUUGUGAAGAAGAAAUCGAUAUUGCCUAUGAAUUGGCACAAUUCCCAGGAUCUCCAUUACAGAGUUUCAAUUUUGCAUUAGCCUCUUUAAAAGAUGUUGUACCAACUUUGUUAAAGUUACUAACUAGACAGAACGAAGAUUUUGAAGAUGAUGAUUGGAAUGUCUCAAUGUCUGCAGGUGUCUGUCUACAAUUAUUUGCUCAAAACUGUGGUGACGCUAUUUUAGAACCUGUGUUACAAUUUGUAGAACAGAAUAUCACAAAUUCUGAUUGGAGAAGACGUGAAGCUGCAGUUAUGGCAUUUGGUUCUAUUAUGGAAGGUCCAAAUAAAGAUCAAAAGAUAUAUUAUAUUCAUCAGGCUCUACCUGCUAUUUUAAACUUAAUGAACGAUCAAUCACUUCAAGUAAAAGAAACAGCAGCCUGGUGUAUCGGUAGAAUCGCUGAUAUAGUAGUAGAUGCUAUUAACAUUAAAGAUCAUUUACCAAAUGUUAUACAUUCUUGUGUCAGUGGAUUAGGCGAUCAUCCAAAGAUUGCUGCUAAUUGUGCGUGGACCAUUAUUAACCUAGUUGAACAGUUAGCGGACCAGACUCCAUCCCCAAUUUUUAACUAUUACCCAGUUAUUGUUGACUCAUUAAUUGCUGUAGCUAACAGAUCUGAUAACGAGUUUAAUGCCAGAGCUUCUGCUUUCUCUGCCUUAACCACCAUUGUAGAAUGUUCAAACAACGAAGUUGCUGAGACAACUGCUUCUAUUUCUAGCUUUGUUAUGGACAAGUUAGGACAAACUAUGUCUGUUGAUGAAUCUCAAUUACCUAUGGAGGCUCUACAAAGUUUACAAGAACUACAAUCCAAUAUAUUAACCGUUCUUGCUGCUGUGAUUAGGAAGUCACCAAGUAGUGUUGAGACUGUUUCCGAUAUGCUAAUGGAAUUGUUUAUGAAAUUAUUAGAUAAAAAAGACUCUACAUUUAUCGAAGAUGAUGUUUUUUAUGCAGUGUCUUCCUUGUCAUUCUCCUUAGGUUCAAAAUUUGAAAAAUAUUUAGAGGCCUUUUCUCCAUAUCUUGUGAAAGCAUUAAAUCAAGUGGAUUCCACUAUUGCAAUUACUGCAGUAGGCUUUGUUGCUGAUAUUGCUAACUCUUUGGGUGAAGAUUUUAAGAAAUAUGCAAGUGCAUUCAUGAGUGUUUUAGGUCAAAUGAUCUCCAAUUCUAACUCCAAAAAAGAAUUAAAACCGGCAGUAUUAAGUGUGUUUGGUGAUAUAGCUUCCAAUAUUGGUGCUGACUUUACCCCAUAUCUAGGUGAUGUUAUGAAUUUAUGUGUUGCAGCCCAAAAUACAAAACCAGAAAAUGGCAGUUUAGAUGCUAUAGAUUACUAUAUUAAAGUGCUUGAAGCAGUCCUAGACGCUUAUGUUGGUAUUGUAGGUGGUCUUCACACAAAUCCACAAGUUAUCUACGAGUACGUUGGAACUAUUUUCCAAUUUAUAACGCUCGUAGCAGAAGAACCACAGUUAUACAGUGAUGACUCAGUUUCCAGAUCUGCAGUAGGUUUAAUUGGUGACAUUGCAGCUAUGUAUCCUGAUGGAUCUAUUAAGCAAUUUUACGGCCAAGAAACCAUCAUCGAUUUUAUUAAGAAAACGAGAAGUAAUCCAACAUUCUCUCAGUCUACUAAAGCUACUGCAAGAUGGGCUAGGGAACAACAAAAGCACCAAUUAACCUUGUGA
This is a messenger RNA of Arxiozyma heterogenica, 2586 nucleotides long. RefSeq names its product karyopherin beta (gene KAP95). Gene Ontology annotation, biological process: protein import into nucleus. Gene Ontology annotation, cellular component: cytoplasm; nucleus. NCBI's taxonomy places the organism in Eukaryota, Fungi, Ascomycota, Saccharomycetes, Saccharomycetales, Saccharomycetaceae. The coding region runs from base 1 to 2586 and encodes 861 amino acids. Gene Ontology annotation, molecular function: nuclear import signal receptor activity; small GTPase binding. The record is from RefSeq and is a predicted model, not a curated record. The transcript has a single exon.